AACAUCAAGGCAGAACAGCAACCAGAGCUGCCUGAAGCUCAGAGUGACAUUAUGGAAGUGAAGAGAAGGAGCAAGGAAGACAUAGGAAUUGAAGAGGAGAUGACUCUCCCUCAGCUCAGAGGCGAUCAACAAAACCAGGUGAGUGAAAGAGUGGCAGCCACUCCACUCACAAAACAUCCUCUCUCUUGUUUUUUAGAAAAAAUGAAGGCGCAGAUGGAUGCAGACUUGCAGAAAGCUCAGGCUAGGUGGAAGGCAAGGGAGAAGAAUCAGAAGGAAGAAAUGAAGAUCAUCAGAGAGAAACUUAAUCCCCUCCCUCAGGCUCUACAAAAGCAAGUGCAAGUGUUGACAUCUCACCUGGCAGCCUGCGAAGAUUUCCAGAGAACAUCUGGCAAUGAAGAGCCCCAAGUUUGGCGUAAGGCCCAGAUCUACACGGGCUCUGUCACCAAACCUGCUGCAGCAGCAGCAUUGUCUAAAGGAGCCUUUGCUCCCCGACCUGAGAAGUGGAGCCAGGGCAGUUUGUUCGUCUCCCGGGCUAACCCAGCUGAUGCUCAGCAACAGGAGGUCAAGGAUGACUCCCUGGAGCAAUGGAGUACGUCUGGUGUCUUUCUUGUCUGA
This is a messenger RNA of Pyrgilauda ruficollis (rufous-necked snowfinch), 615 nucleotides long. RefSeq lists its product as uncharacterized. The transcript has 3 exons. The annotation marks the transcript as partial. The record is from RefSeq and is a predicted model, not a curated record. Lineage: Eukaryota; Metazoa; Chordata; Aves; Passeriformes; Passeridae.